This is a messenger RNA of Dermacentor albipictus, 1904 nucleotides long. RefSeq lists its product as uncharacterized. NCBI's taxonomy places the organism in Eukaryota, Metazoa, Arthropoda, Arachnida, Ixodida, Ixodidae. The record is from RefSeq and is a predicted model, not a curated record.
UGAAGUGCAUGCUCCGGGCCUCCAGCCUUUUGCUUCUCCUGGUGUUAUGCACUUUUCGCUGCUGUAGAAGCAUCAAACUGGUCGCCAAGAAACUCCAGGUGCACCGCGUCAGACUGCACGACUCUCUGGUGAUGCCUUGCGCGGCCAAGGAAGGCGUAAUGGUUAGACGGGCUCGCUGGAGUGACCAGGCUGGCGGCACGGCGUGGCUCAACCAGGCGCUACUGUCAGAAAGCACGGGUCGCCUCCGGUUUCCCAAGGUCACGGCCGUGCUGAGCGGCCACUACGAGUGCUCGGGAUACGUCCGGCUGCCACGCCGCGAGGUGUUCAUCAUAGUUCAUCACGAGAUCCAAGUGUUCGAGAGCGACAAGAACGGAACCGGAUGUCGCGUGGGAUACGUCGUGAACGACCGGCGCUGCUACGUCUGCCGGCCCGGGUCCUUCAGCCCUGGCGGCGAGUUCCGCAACUGCAUCCCAUGCGACUUCGGCUCCUACACUGAGCAGCAUGGGUCUCCCUUCUGUCUCUGGUGUCCACCGGGCAAGUCCACCUAUACGCAGGGAAGCACCUCGCCCAAUGAUUGUGAAGUUUCCUGGGUGAUCUAUACUUUCCUGUUUGGAAUAACGACCCUGACAUCGGUGGUCCUAUUUGUAUGGGUGUCACAAGCCUGGUCAUCCGAACGGAGGGUUAGGACCAUCAUCAUGGAGGACAAGCUCUCACGGUGCUUUCAGCCCAAGGUUCUUCCGCCAUCUCGUAGCAGAGCUUCGGGCCGACCUGUGAUGACACACGGUUCUCGAAAGUCGGCGUCGUUGCAAGAAGAGCAGCAGCCGCUCUUGGCGGCCACGACAAGUGCUUCGCGGCAAGCUGUAGGCACUCAGACCGACGACCACUUCCACGUAGACUCUGCGCACCGCGGGGUCCAGACGGAGUCCUGUGAGCCAAAGCCUCCAGCAGCGUCGUCUGCAUUCCUCGAGGAGCGCGUCGUGGCCCCCUCGAAGGCCAAGGAUGCAGCACCAUGUGAUCAAGAGACCAUGUUCAAGGAGCUCCUAGCCAGGACUGCACGGAACUCGAGGCGGCUCGACAGACGCAAGAACACCCCGCAGCCAAGGCACUUCGGUCUCAUGAAGCCGAACGCUGUGGGCGGCAGCCAUGGCCCGAUGCAGAAGCCACCACUCGCCGCUCGUAGACCAUCUGAAGAAUUCUCACCUUGGUGCUCCCAAAACCGAUCAGCGCAGCGCAAAGCCCGAAAAAUAGGAGCCCCAGCCCCUGUCACGUCGCCACCGGCUAAAACACCUGCGAACCUAUGCGGGAGGCCGAACCGUCGAAGCGCCGAAUGCGAAUUCGAGAAUAAUGCCCGUUACGAAGUGCCAGCAUGGAAUUCGUCACCGGAGGACUACCGCAGAACCUCGCACAGCGCUCGGAUCCUCGACGACGUACCUAGUGACGUCCGCAGGAUCUACGAAGCCGCCGACAGUGGCGCUUCCGACGGGUCGGUCCCGCUAUACGGCAGGUUUGCUCCCGCGAGUCCGCAGCGCUCGGCCUGGCCCUCGCCGCUUGGCCGGGAAGACAGGCACGACCAACUCAGUUCCGCCGUUCCUCCGCCGCCCCGCCGCUACCAGGCGGCGCGCGGGUGCAGACAUUCUGAGGGACAGUUUGUGAACCAAGCGUCGCACGGCGAGGAAUAUUUCAUUCCUCCCCGCGGCGCCUAUUCAUCACCGGGCACUCGAAACAGGCCCGGAGCCACUAACAUGUUCAGGCGUUUCGACUCGACCAUGGCCUGGGUCACGGACGAGUACUCCAAGCACAAGCAACAGGGCCCCGGAUAUUACGGCUCGCCGAACGCUUGACAUAUAUUACGGAUGCAUAUCGCUCACAUACUUUACUAUCAGCAACAUCGAUGUCCUUUUCUC